Molecule: messenger RNA, 579 nt
Organism: Dictyostelium purpureum
Lineage: Eukaryota; Evosea; Eumycetozoa; Dictyosteliales; Dictyosteliaceae
Exons: 4
Coding region: 1-579 (192 amino acids)
Source: RefSeq, a predicted model, not a curated record
AUGAGUGACGAUUUAAACGAUUUUUUUGCCAAAAAAGAUAGCACUAAAAAGAUUGUUAAAAAACCAGCUGUCAAAGCAACUAAACCAGCUACUCCAUCAGCUUCAACUACACCAUCAACUGCCACCACAACUGUUGCACCAGUUGAAACUAAGAAAGUUGUCGAUCUUUCACAAUUAAAUAAAUCAAAGGAAUCAGUUCCAACUGUUGAAGCUAAAGAAGCCAAACAAGAACAAAUUAAUAUCCCAAGUAUGAGAUGGGCCGAUAAAAAUGAAGAAAAAAGUUCAAAUGGCAAAAACCAAAAGAACAACCCAUUAAAAAAAGACGAUAACAAAGUUGACAACGAAGAACAUCAUUAUGAAGAUAAGGUCGAAGAAGAAGAAGAAGAAAAAGAACAAGAAACAGUUGCCACUACUGAAGGUGAUGCUUCAGAAGAUUCUUCAAAGAAGACUAAAAAACAAGCCCCAAAACAAAAGAAGAAAACAAAAGAAGAAAUUGAAGCCGAAAAACUUAUGGCUGAAUUUGGUCUUAGUGAAGAAAAACCAAACCAAAAACAAACUCAAAAACCAAAAAAGAAAUAA